Molecule: messenger RNA, 534 nt
Organism: Arachis duranensis
Lineage: Eukaryota; Viridiplantae; Streptophyta; Magnoliopsida; Fabales; Fabaceae
Product: uric acid degradation bifunctional protein TTL-like
Exons: 4
Coding region: 1-534 (177 amino acids)
Molecular function (GO): carboxy-lyase activity
Source: RefSeq, a predicted model, not a curated record
AUGGCUAUGGCCUCGCCAUUCUCUUCAUUGCAACAUGCAAUUUCUGUUGCCAGAGAGAUAUGGUUUCACAAAAUGAAUGUGUGGUGUUGGUUGGAGGCUAUUUCAGGACGCUCUUGUUUCAAUAAAUACUUGGAAAUGGCUAACAAAUCUAUCAUGCAGGAACUUUAUAAAUGGGGAUCAAUGUACGAGAAGAAAUUUGGAUAUGUUUUUGUGACAUGUGCAUCUGGAAAAAGCUCUGAAGACAUACUUGCUGAAUUGAAGAUGUGCUUUACAAACAAGCAUGCAGUUGAGUUGGAUAUUGCAUUACAGGAGGAAAUGAAAUUUAUAGAAUUGCAAAUUACAGAGCUUCUUUCCAAAAAAUCUACCCAAAUUGUCAACGACGGAGAUGAGAUUGAUUCAACAAACAAUUUAGACGACAUCUCCUCUACUGGCAUUGACAUGUCCAUGCAGUUUGACCUGAAUAAAGUGUCGAAAGAAGACAAUAUAACUUUAGAUUACCAACAGGUAGAAGAUGACGUACAUGUUGCAAAAUAG